AAAAAUGACAGUGACAAAUAAAUUAAAAAAUAUACCUACACCACCGACGCGGCUUGCCGAAAAGAGCUGUGAAAAAGGGAUAAUUUGUGUUGGUUUUGCAAUUUGUUACUGAAAUGGCGCGGAAUAAAUCACCUUCAGCUGCGUCGGAUAAGGAGAAAAAGAAACCUAAGGAAAAUAAAAAGAAAAAGGGCGAUUCAGGAUCUAGUAGCAGUGAAAGUAGCGGCAGUUCAUCUGAGAGCAGCUCAUCUAGGUCAUCGUCCAGAUCCUCUUCAAGCAGUUCUGGAAGCUCCUCCCGAUCCUCAUCAUCCUCGAGUUCUUCUAGCAGCACCAGUAGCAACAAUGAUCGUUCCAGGCCCAAAAAGAAGACCUCGCCUAACAAGAGCCCCCUCAAGGAUCGCCGUGAAGCAGACAGAGAGAAAAUAAGGGACAGGUCACCAUUAGGAGAUAAGAAAAAAUUGUCAGUGCCCUCUACAAAUGAUAAAUCAAAGAGCAAAGAUAAACAUGAGAGGUCCCCAGGGCGCAAAAAACGUGAGCGUUCUCCACCACCAAGGCCGACCAGGAUUCAUAUUGGCAGAUUGACUCUGAAUGUAUCUCGAGAACAUAUACAUGAGAUAUUUUCUACCUAUGGCUCUGUUAAAGCUGUGGAGUUCCCUAUGGAUAGACUACAUCCUCACAAUGGGCGGGGAUAUGCAUAUGUGGAGUUCAGCAAUCCUGAUGAAACAGAGAAUGCUAUGAAGCACAUGGAUGGAGGUCAGAUCGACGGGCAGGAGAUCACGGCGGCGCCGGUGCUGGUGCCGACGCGGCCGCGGCGGCCGUCGCCGCGUCCGCCGCCGCGACACGCGCCUCUGCGACGACACUCGCCGCCCAGGUACCGGCGCCGCAGCCCCGCGCGGCGCCGCUCACCGCCGCGCCGGCGCCGCUCGCGCUCGCCGCGCGCCGCCCCGCGCCGCCGCCGCUCCAGGUCCUCCUCCUCCUCCUCCCGCUAACACACACCACACAUCUCGCCAAAACCACCUCACGUCCGCAAGGCUUUUUUCACACACAACUAAUUUCGGGAUGUCAAACUGCUGUAGGUCUUCCCUAAGGCAAGUCACUUUUGGUUUAUCUAUUUUCAAAAGGCCGAUC
Messenger RNA from Plodia interpunctella (Indianmeal moth), 1125 nucleotides. RefSeq names its product RNA-binding protein with serine-rich domain 1-A-like. Gene Ontology annotation, biological process: mRNA splicing, via spliceosome. The coding region runs from base 114 to 986 and encodes 290 amino acids. The transcript is spliced from 7 exons. The record is from RefSeq and is a predicted model, not a curated record. Gene Ontology annotation, molecular function: RNA binding. Lineage: Eukaryota; Metazoa; Arthropoda; Insecta; Lepidoptera; Pyralidae. Gene Ontology annotation, cellular component: ASAP complex; nucleoplasm; cytoplasm.